Saitoella complicata NRRL Y-17804 is the source of this 594-nucleotide messenger RNA. RefSeq names its product mitochondrial import protein Pam17. Gene Ontology annotation, biological process: protein import into mitochondrial matrix. The coding region runs from base 1 to 594 and encodes 197 amino acids. Gene Ontology annotation, cellular component: PAM complex, Tim23 associated import motor. The record is from RefSeq and is a predicted model, not a curated record. Lineage: Eukaryota; Fungi; Ascomycota; Saitoellomycetes; Saitoellales; Saitoellaceae. The transcript has 2 exons.
AUGUUGCGAACGACUACACUAAGACCAGCGGUUCGCACAGCCCUGCCUACCCCUCUAGGAGCCUCCAUCAUCCGUCGGAGUGUCGCGACGACUCCCUCUGGCUCUGAAGCACCUGCAUCCUCUACUACUCCCGCCCAGAAGCUUGACUGGCCGACUUUUCUUUCGCUGAGACAACAAUGCCGUCAUGUUGGCCUUGCGUUUGCUCCCAUUACGGGGCUUGCUUCUAUGUUCGCAUCCUUCGUGGUUCUCGGCUCCCAGGACAUUGAUCCGUCACAAACUAUCUAUGGCUUCGAUCCUUUCAUUGCGUACGGUGCCGCUACUGUCUGUAUUGGUGGUGUUGGAGCCUUGUUGGGUCCAGCUAUCGGUGAGGGCCUUUGGUGGAUGACCAAGGGACGACAUGUCAAGGCCCAAAUGCAGGCAAGGCAGAAGGAGUUUUACGACAGAAUCAAGAAGCACAGAGUGGAUGCUUCCAGACAGAGUUUCGCAAACCCUGUUCCGGAUUACUAUGGAGAGAAGAUUGCAAGCUUGAAGGGUUACCGCCAGUGGUUGAGAGAUCAGAAGGCGUUCAGGAACAAGAGUCAGAGAUUCCUUUAA